AUGGAAAAAGGAAAUACACCGGCUUCAAGUCAUUCAUUGGCUAAUUCAAUUUCAAAUUCAGGACCAAUAUCAAUAGUUGCAUAUUGUUUAUCAUCAAUUUUAAUGACAAUUACAAAUAAAUAUGUUGUUUCUGGUUUUAAUUUUAAUUUAAAUUUUUUAUUAUUAGCUAUUCAAUCAAUUGUUUGUAUAAUAACUAUUGGAACUUUAAAAAGUUUAGGUAUUAUAAAUUAUAGACCUUUUAAUAAAGAUGAAGCUAAAAAAUGGUCACCUAUAGCAUUUUUAUUAGUUGGUAUGAUUUAUACUUCAUCAAAAGCUUUACAAUUUUUAUCAAUUCCUGUUUAUACAAUUUUUAAAAAUUUAACAAUUAUUUUAAUUGCUUAUGGUGAAGUUAUUUGGUUUGGUGGUAAAGUUACUACAAUGGCUUUAAGUUCAUUUUUAUUAAUGGUUUUUUCAUCAGUUAUUGCUUAUUAUGGUGAUAAUGCUGAUGUUAAAACUGCUGAUGAUGAAUUUUCUUUAUAUUUAGGUUAUUUUUGGAUGUUAACAAAUUGUUUUGCUUCUGCUGCUUUUGUUUUAAUUAUGAGAAAAAGAAUUAAAUUAACAAAUUUUAAAGAUUUUGAUACAAUGUAUUAUAAUAAUCUUUUAUCAAUUCCAAUUUUAUUAAUUUUAACAUUUGUUUUUGAAAAUUGGUCACCAGAAAAUUUAGAAAAAAAUUUCCCUGCUGAUAAUAGAGCUGCUGUUAUUAUUGCAAUGAUUAUUUCUGGUGCUUCAUCUGUUGGUAUUAGUUACUGUUCAGCUUGGUGUGUUAGAGUUACUUCAUCAACUACUUAUUCAAUGGUUGGUGCAUUAAAUAAAUUACCAAUUGCUUUAUCAGGAUUAGUUUUCUUUGCUGCAGCUGUUAAUUUUUGGUCAGUUUCUUCAAUUUUUGUUGGGUUUAUAGCUGGUUUAGUAUAUGCUGUUGCUAAACAAAAACAACAAAAAGAAUCUCAAACUUUACCAACUACUAAUAAGUAA
Messenger RNA from Lodderomyces pseudojiufengensis, 1011 nucleotides. RefSeq names its product GDP-mannose transporter (gene VRG4). The record is from RefSeq and is a predicted model, not a curated record. The transcript has a single exon. Gene Ontology annotation, molecular function: GDP-mannose transmembrane transporter activity; antiporter activity. NCBI's taxonomy places the organism in Eukaryota, Fungi, Ascomycota, Pichiomycetes, Serinales, Debaryomycetaceae. Gene Ontology annotation, biological process: transmembrane transport. Bases 1 to 1011 code for a protein of 336 amino acids. Gene Ontology annotation, cellular component: Golgi apparatus.